Monomorium pharaonis (pharaoh ant) is the source of this 2711-nucleotide messenger RNA. Its product is annotated as protein spaetzle 3. NCBI's taxonomy places the organism in Eukaryota, Metazoa, Arthropoda, Insecta, Hymenoptera, Formicidae. Gene Ontology annotation, molecular function: Toll binding; growth factor activity. Gene Ontology annotation, biological process: central nervous system formation; innate immune response; regulation of Toll signaling pathway. Bases 813 to 2213 code for a protein of 466 amino acids. The record is from RefSeq and is a predicted model, not a curated record. Gene Ontology annotation, cellular component: extracellular region. The transcript has 8 exons.
UUUAUUCUCUUUUCUUUUUGUACGUGUAUGCGUGUGGAUGUGUGUGCACAGCUGGGUUUGCUGGAUUUAAAAGUUCUCUCCACCUUCAGUUGCCGUUCGCCAACGCACUGCAUUAUCGCGCCGCGCUGCGAUUGUUCACUAUCCUCGCAUGCACACCCGUGCGCGCACGUGUAUAUCCUUUCUUAACUGACGAUUUUUCUAAUUGUGAUCAUAAUGUUCCAGAUUAGUUCUUUGUACACCUGAGGUGAAAGUGGGAAUAUGAAUAGAAUGUAACUUUAAUACAUUCCAGAUCGAUUUGUUUACACGAUCGUUUAUUGAGCGAGUAUUGUAAAGACUGAAAUGUGCGAGUAAUCACAGUUUCUUUGUGUCUACUUGUAUACGUCGAUUUGCAUGUGUCAAAUAAUUGUAUCUACGACCAAUGCUGUGCAUCUCUUUCGUAAUCGGCCGUCCUUGUGCGCGGCAUAAAGAGACCGUACUUACGUAUGCACAAUGAGAAAUGUCACGUGUAUCUACAUAUCGAAACACGUGGCACGAUAAAUCUGACUUUUUGAGAUUGUUUGGUGUUUGUUUCUACGUGAAGUAACGGAUACCGUGCGUCUUGGUCACCGAAGUCGAUUGCUUGUUGCGCAAAUCACUAUCCUGCAAAAUAGUUACUGAUUUGAUCAUGAUCUCUGCAAUGAAGAAACGUAUCAGAUUCUAUACUAAAUUAAAUUAACCAUUUCCUGAAGUGUCCCAAGAAAGACCAUCUACAAACAAAGGACGAAUUCGGUUUCCAAAAUUUGUUUUGAUAGAGCCUUUCGAAUGCAAGAGAUAUGGCGUUGGUGAAUUUCACUUUGCCCUAUCAAUCAGUAACAAUGGCACCGUUCCUUUAUGCGGAUUCGAGCGGGAGCCAUACAACUACCAACAGUCUUCGUUUAAGUGACUUGUUACCAUCAAGACUUGCAUCUAGUUACAACGAAAGAGAAAGCUUUCGUAAUGAGCCUUAUGCAUUACCAAUCAAGUAUCAUCAGCAGCGAUACAGUCAGACUACACAGCAGAAAAGUCAUGAGAUUUAUACGGAACAUACAUCGAUGCAGGACAACCGUUACACUGUAUACAAUCAGGACAUUAGACGGACGCAGCCGAGACAGCAGCAGCAACAACAACAGCAACAGCAACAAAUAAAAUCACCUGCGUCCUCAUCGUUUCAACAGCGUUCUUCUGAACCUCUCAAAACUUGGCUGGAAAAGCAGGAAAAUUAUCCGGAUAGAUCUAUCGGUUAUAGAAAAGUUAACGACGGCAGUUCCGUUAGUCCGAAUACUAAGACUUCGAUCCAUGCCGUGUUAGAUUAUGAUGAUGAUUUCGAAGAUUACUAUGAUGACCAGAAUCAAAACAUACCCACAAAUGCGCACGUUACGCCUAUUCAGGGUCCAAUCUUUCUUAAAAACGGUUCAGUGCCUGUGGUCCCUUUAUAUUCGUAUCCUCAGUUGAACAAUGGGACACUCGUGCAAAUACCGAUACUGUGGACUGCGCUUUCAAUAGCUUUGGGCGUUGAACUGAGAGGAGACUUGGUACGAGGUACACCAUGCAUCAAGAAAUAUCAUCAGUUAUUUUGUCCAACUGCUGGAAACACAUAUCCAAUAGAACGGAUAGAACGUUUCAUUGACGAAAAUAAAGCGUUAAUGAAAAGAAUGUAUGGUAAUUUUGAAAUAAAUUCAAACUAUGGGUCAAAUGAUCGCGGACAUGUUAGAACGCAAAGAAAAAGUAGAGAAGCACAAAGACACGAUAUCCCGGAUGGCGGGCCUAGAGAUGACAAAUUUUACAUAGAAAGCGAAAUCGGCGAAGAAUAUUUUAGCAAGAGUAGAAAUACCAGAGAGUCCAUCGGAAAAAAUCGCAGUACAGAGAAUAACAGAAUUGACGCGUGUGAAUCAAAAGUCGAAAUUGUGACUCCUUACUGGGCAAGCAACAGUGCUGGCAAGAUUCGUGCUAUCGUGAAUACUCAACAUUUUGAGCAAGCAAUACAUCAGGAAAUAUGCUCAAAAUCGCAAACAAAUCGAUGCAGAGACGACUGCGGAUGCGAACAAAAGUACAAAUGGCACAGGUUGCUCGCAUACGAGCCAGACAACGAUUGUAAGGGUAUAUUCAUGGAUUGGUUCCUGUUUCCUUCUUGUUGCGUAUGUAGAUGCGAUCGUGCAAAUAGCAACAAGUUCUCCUCAUCUGGUGAUGGAAAUUGAUUUAAAAAUUUACCCAGAUAUUGACAUGCCGAUAGAGCACAGAAAGAUUGCAGAAAUAUUACAUAAAUAUUCCGAUGUAAUAAUGAAACAUUUCAUAUACAUUGUGAAAUGCUAUAAUAUUGUUGUAACAUUACAACAUUAAAAUAUUUUAUAAGUAGGAUUGCAAUGUAAUAAUCGUACAAUCUGUAAUAACACAAUGCAUUAGCUCGUGAAUUAGCUCAUAAAAUAUUCACUUUUUGAUUUUAUCUUCUUAUUUUUUACAUAGAUAAAGAAAGAAAUCAACUAAUAGUAUUAAUUUAUACAUUACAAUUUUGCAAAAUCCAUGCUAACAUAUCUACAAAAUAUAAUUUCUACAAAUAAGUUUUUUACAUUAAUCGACUUAUAUCUACGUACGCAUGAAUAAGUAUAGAUGUGUAUACGUUUAAGAAAUAAAUAUUUCACGAAAUGAUUCAUAUUUUAUGUUAAUAAAUGUCACGUGAUAAAGGAGGAUGUAAAAAA